Molecule: messenger RNA, 736 nt
Organism: Cydia splendana
Lineage: Eukaryota; Metazoa; Arthropoda; Insecta; Lepidoptera; Tortricidae
Product: peroxisomal membrane protein 11C-like
Exons: 4
Coding region: 68-736 (222 amino acids)
Biological process (GO): peroxisome fission
Cellular component (GO): peroxisomal membrane
Source: RefSeq, a predicted model, not a curated record
UCUUAUCACAGAUGAUAAACGUCAGAGAUACAGUUAUAUUAUUUACUGAUAGUACAAUUUGGGUAAGAUGUGCGAAGUGGUGGACGAGUUUUGUGAACUUCUGCAGGUCCAUGCAAAUCGGGAUAAGGUAGUAUCCCUAGCAAGCUACUCGCUCAAACUAUGGGGCGCCCGAACGCAGAGCAAGCCUCUGCUUGGAGCCAGCGCUCGGCUGGCCGGCGCCCGCGCAACUCUACGCCUGUUUGAUGACGCAGCUGCAUUGCGUGUUGCAAUUAACUACGGAUUGGGAAAGCAGGAAGGCCCGUUCUGGGGCUCGCUAGGCGUGGCCAGCAGCGCGGUCACCCUGGCGUUCCUCCAGGCUGAGAAACUAGUCUGGCUGCUUGACACAGGACUCCUCACUUUAACCCAAGACCUGGACUACAGGCUGCGGACGGCACACAAGGCGUUGUGGUUUCUUAUCUCUGCAGUCGGGUUUAUAAGGUCAAUAAAAUCUCUGCACAUCGCCGCAAGCGAGCUAAAAUCCCCCCACCCCCGCAAAUGCGCGCCCGCUCGCCUCACCCAAGCCUCGCUACUAUCUACAAAGCUGUUCCUGGAUGUAGUCCAUUUCGGGUCCUGGUUGCCGAUUGGCUGGCUGUGGGGCGGGCGGCUGUCAUUGGAGCAUGGGAGUGGUAUAGCUACGGCUUCAGCUGUGCUGGGAUUGGUAGCGCAUUAUCACGGGAAGAGGCUGGCGUCGCGAUAG